This is a messenger RNA of Paecilomyces variotii, 1728 nucleotides long. RefSeq lists its product as hypothetical. Bases 368 to 1435 code for a protein of 355 amino acids. The record is from RefSeq and is a predicted model, not a curated record. The transcript has 2 exons. NCBI's taxonomy places the organism in Eukaryota, Fungi, Ascomycota, Eurotiomycetes, Eurotiales, Thermoascaceae.
AAAUCACUCCAGCCCCGCCAAAUAACAUACUAGUAACUCUACCACAUUACUGGCUAGCUUUAAAUUUUAGGGAUUGACAGGCUUUUCCUUUUUUUAGGCCAUUCAGUCGUUAUGGCUGAGUUGAGUUAACUAUCUUUAUACUGACCGUUGCUAAUAUUCAAGUCUUCCGACGUACCCAGAGGGGUAUAUCACCGAGACCGAUAAAUGCGAUCCGUUACUACUAUCUAACUACCAAGUUAGUUAUGACCGCGGAACCUAGCUAGCAUUUCUUGUCUAUGGUGCUCGAGAACUGCCUAUCGCGCAAACAGGAUAAUCCGUAGCACGACGCAAUGUCCUAUACCGAGAUUCUUCAAACUCAGCUUACGCGAUGUGUCGUCCCUUAAAUCAACCGGUGCGGUGCUUGUACCGACAUCAACAGCGACGACAGCAACAUUAUUGUCGACCAACAAUUACCUUUCAAAAUCGCCGCUUCCCAGCUCUUGGGAUUCAUGCUAUUCCCAACUCGAGACCUUCAACGGUAUCUACGGACUCCAAGUCAGACGAGCUGGUGUCAGACAUCGUCAGAGGACGAUUGGACCAUGGUGUCCAGGUUGACCAGCACGGACAGCUGGAGAUCGUCUCCGAAGAAGUCAGUCGCCAGCCGCACAAGACUGCAUUGAUUCUGUCGCGAGCGAGCAAGUCUUUGGAGCUAUAUGACUUCAUUCGAUUGCUAAACCACAGGGUGGCUGCUAAAGGAAAUCUUGAUUUGGAAGGACCUGAGGAAGUUUUCCCGCUGCGUCACCACCGAACACUACAGAAACGAGAUACUUGGAUCCUCACUUUCGCAACACCAGCACAAGCUAGGGAAUACCAGAAAGAAGCAUCUGAGCUUCGCCAUCUUGCCGCGCGCUUCAUGUCCGAUCCAUCAUCUGGCGUGAGAACACCUCACCAUCUAGGUCAACAUGGGCCGCGACCAUACGAUUAUACCCUCACAUCGCCUUUCCAGAGCCUCUCCCUCGUAGCACAGCUGGCCCCGUUUGACUUCAAGUUACAGCGCGGUAUGAACACCCAAACGAAACUGACUCAGGAGAGACAUCCGGGCCGAAAGACGUUCCCAGUGAGACUCUGGACUGGCCAGUUCAGCGGCCAGCUGAGUACAAGGACCAUUAAGAACUUCCUAGAGCUGGACGGCCAAGCCCGUGGCAGCCCCUGGAGAAUAUCAGAGGGAGAAGAUGCAGUCAUACGAUUAGCACACUAUUUUACUUCAGGAAUUUCACGAAACAACCUCGAUGAGGAUAGCGAGUCGCAUAUCUCAGGCUCUAUAGGGAAUUGGUGCAUUGGGUUCCAGUGCGCAUCGGAUGCCAGGCGUUUUGUCCGUGUCUGGCACAGAAAACACUUCCCUGAACGUCUCGUUGGUUCCUCGCAGGUAACUAUCAAGGCCGAAUGUUUAUUUUGAGUGCUACUCGUACCCAUAACGAUACACUUUUGACUUUUCAGUCACAGUAUUAUAAACCAGGUUCCGUUCAAUAUUAUGUUUCUUCUUCCUCUUAAAUGCUCCCGUAUCCCAUGCAAAUGUACACCAUGGCGUUAUUUAUACUUUGCGUACGAGUUUCAUUUGCUACAAAGAUGAGUGUGGCUUAUAGUCAAGGCCAGCUCCAGUUUGCAUUGCUUUACCUCGGGAUAGUCGGACUACCAACGGCAAAUCAUCCAUAGAUACAGUGACCUAGUCGGUGUUAUCCGCUUCUUGGG